Messenger RNA from Coturnix japonica (Japanese quail), 2104 nucleotides. It is a transcript of the gene P2RY14, whose product is annotated as purinergic receptor P2Y14. Gene Ontology annotation, molecular function: G protein-coupled purinergic nucleotide receptor activity. Gene Ontology annotation, biological process: G protein-coupled receptor signaling pathway. The record is from RefSeq and is a predicted model, not a curated record. Gene Ontology annotation, cellular component: membrane. NCBI's taxonomy places the organism in Eukaryota, Metazoa, Chordata, Aves, Galliformes, Phasianidae.
UCAACAAAAACAGAAGCCAUCAGGGCAGGCAGCCUUACAGAAGAGGUCACGGCCAGGCCUGGGAACUGCUUAAGAAAAGAAAACACCCGCCCUUAACUUCAGCUCACUGCUUUGCUAAAUGCACCAACGUGUCUCUUUUGAACCCAACUCAAAGCUGAUCUCCGCGGAAGGACUUUUGAGCGCACCAAAAUAGCUCUGGCCAGCUGCAGCACUGACAUUUGGAGCACGGCAGGCAGAGCAGCAGGGCACGGUCAGCAGCUCCUCAGCUCUGCUCUCCGAAGCACACGCUGACAGCAGAGCAGGACACCAUCGCAAGGAAGUGACCGACUGCCCGGCUGGAAGGAACGCACCAAUGAGCGCAGCAGGGCAGCGCAGGAGGCUUCGCUGUGAGCAAUCGCCCUGCUGGAGGACAGGCCCUGUGCUAACGAUGGAAGGUUCUCGAGACCCUUAACACCUUCACUAAAAGCACCACAGCAGUCCAAUCCAGAAAGGAACAAAGACACUGUAAGAUGUUCAACUCCAGCACAAACUCCUCGGGAAGCAGCUGCAGUAACAUCACAGUAAUUACAAAGACAGUCAUUCCCCUCAUCUACUGCUUGAUCUUCAUGGUAGGGUUGCUGCUGAACGGCGUGGCAGCGUGGAUCUUCCUGUGCAUCUCCAGUGAGAAGAGUUUCAUCGUCUAUCUCAAAAACAUCGUUGUUGCUGAUCUCCUAAUGAGUCUGACAUUUCCUUUCAAAAUUCUUGCCGACUCAGAAAUCGCGCCUCCACAGCUCAACACGUUUGUGUGCAGAUACUCCGCUGUCGUUUUUUAUGCAAACAUGUAUAUCGGAAUAACAUUUUUUGGCCUCAUAGGUUUUGACAGGUACUACAAAAUCGUGAAGCCUUUAUUCACCUCCUUAGUUCACACGGCUCACUACAGUAAGGUCAUCUCUGUCAUCAUAUGGAUAUUGAUUAUGUUCAUAACACUUCCAAAUAUGAUUUUAACUAAUGAAAUCUCUAAAGCAAAUUAUUCCAGAAAAUGCAUCGGUCUUAAAAGCGAGCUAGGCAAACAAUGGCACAAGGCGUCCAGUUAUAUUUGCACAGGGAUUUUCUGGGUUGUUUUCCUCCUACUCAUCAUCUUUUACACUUCAAUCUCAAAAAAAAUAUACAGCUCCUACAAAAAAUUCAGAAGGAACUCGGACUUCACUAAGAGAAAAACCAGCCGCAACAUAUUCACCAUCAUGUUCGUGUUUGUCCUUUGCUUUGUGCCGUACCACUUCUGCCGAAUCCCAUACACCCUGAGCCAGACCAGCUCACAGUUCAACUGCCACUCACAGAGGGCUCUGUUCCACGCCAAGGAGUUCACUCUGCUCUUAUCUGCUGCCAACGUGUGCCUCGAUCCCAUUAUUUAUUUUUUCCUCUGCCAACCUUUUAGAGAAAGGCUGUAUCAAAAACUGCACCUCAAGCUGAAAACAUCAGGUGAGGCUGACAUUACUAAAUCGAGGAGAUCAAACACACUGCAGGAAAGCAUGAACAUUCUGUAAGUUCAGGUCUGUAGAACAACACAUGCUUGCAAGUUACCCCAUAGUGCAAACAUUGGCACUGCAGAAAGAAACGGAACAGAUGAUGACCAGCAAUAAACCAGAAAAUGUUUCAACCACAAAAUACCAAGCAGUGUUUCUCUCUAUACAAAGCCCAUUGCGUGCUGUCAGUGUAUUUACUAUGUAGUAUUUCAGCUGAUGCUACGACUGCACUGUGGUGCAAUGUGACCUAUCUGGAUCACAGGAAAGAGAAGAAUAAAUGGAGCAAAACAUUCCGCAGCUCCAGUCCACGGUUCUGAAAGAAUCACCCAACAUUCCAGACCCAGAACUGCCCUCGUUUCUCAUGAAGCCAGGCAGGACAUGCUUGAGGAGCAGCAGGGCAGCCCAAAGGACCUGGGAACAGCAGAUCAGCCCAGCGCAACCCAAGCAGAGCCCCUGAAGCAACACGGGAAGCUCAGCUGGGCCUCUCUGGCUAGAUUUACACCCACAAAGAAUGGACUGAUAGUGCCAAAAGCGUAAGAAAACCAUGGUAAAACAUGGUAUGUAGAAAAGUAACAGCUGAAACACCAACCUUCCACAUGCAA